GUGACGUAAACACAUUUCCAAAGAUGGCGGCGUUGGUGGUGCCUCGCCUGGCCCUUUGUGGCAAUUAUUGUGCAAGACCCGUUUCAUCAGUGGUUUUCCAGCAGAAGAGUCUGCACAGCACCACUAAAAGCGAGAACACCACCACAAGUGUGGUUCCCGUCCGAGAGAAGAGCACGGCGGUAGCGGCUGCCAUGCCAUCAUCCGUAGCCAGCAGCAAGGGCGAGUAUGUCAUCACCAAACUGGAUGACCUAAUUAACUGGGCACGCAGGAGCUCUCUGUGGCCUAUGACCUUUGGCUUGGCGUGCUGUGCGGUGGAGAUGAUGCACAUGGCGGCGCCCCGUUACGACAUGGACCGCUUCGGCGUGGUGUUCAGAGCCAGUCCCCGACAGGCGGAUGUCAUGAUUGUGGCUGGGACGCUGACCAACAAAAUGGCUCCAGCCUUGAGAAAGGUGUACGACCAGAUGCCUGAGCCAAGAUACGUCAUUUCCAUGGGCAGCUGUGCCAAUGGAGGAGGCUACUAUCACUACUCUUACGCUGUCGUCAGAGGCUGUGACCGAAUUGUACCAGUGGACAUUUAUGUUCCAGGGUGCCCCCCCACCGCAGAGGCUCUCCUCUACGGAACAUUACAGUUGCAGAAGAAGAUCAAACGUGAGAAGAAGUUGGCAAUCUGGUAUCGGAAGUGAAUGGGCAUUAUAUAGACUGUGUGUGUGUGUAUACCUGGGCUUUAAAUGUUGAGGCUUUUCUCUUCCUCAAUGUAGAGCUGCAACAAAUCUGAAUAAAGUCAAUGUUAUUUAAAAUUA
Molecule: messenger RNA, 800 nt
Organism: Phycodurus eques (leafy seadragon)
Lineage: Eukaryota; Metazoa; Chordata; Actinopteri; Syngnathiformes; Syngnathidae
Gene: ndufs7
Product: NADH:ubiquinone oxidoreductase core subunit S7
Exons: 8
Coding region: 24-683 (219 amino acids)
Biological process (GO): aerobic respiration; mitochondrial respiratory chain complex I assembly; electron transport coupled proton transport
Molecular function (GO): 4 iron, 4 sulfur cluster binding; quinone binding; NADH dehydrogenase (ubiquinone) activity
Source: RefSeq, a predicted model, not a curated record